AUGGGAGGAAAGCAUACUCAAACUGAUUUAGGCGUCAAACCAUCAAGCACCGUCUUCGCAAAAUUUGAAGAAGGUUCAUCAUCAUCAGUUUCACUUGCACCACGAGCACGUAAUGAAGCAGACCAACAGCAACAUGCCGUAUCUCUCAACGUCAAAGAGGCACCGAUUGUGUCUUCCUACAACGACAAAAUCCGUCCCCUCCUAGAUGCCGUUGACAAGCUCCGUAACCUGAUGGUUAUGGAAGAAGGGAUCCAGCUCCCCACUAUUGUCGUCGUUGGAGACCAAUCAUCUGGAAAGUCUAGCGUCCUGGAAUCCCUCGCGAGCAUCAGCCUGCCACGUGGACAAGGUAUCUGCACCAGGGUGCCUCUUAUAAUGAGGCUUCAACACCAUUCAAGUUCAGAACCGGAGCUUUCCUUGGAAUACAAUGGUAAAGUUGAGCGGACUGAUGAGGGCAGAGUUUCUGAAGAUAUUGUUAAAGCGACUGAUGAUAUUGCAGGCGGAGGUAAGGGUAUCUCUAACACGCCUUUAACUCUGUUAGUGAAGAAGAAUGGUGUUCCGGAUUUAACAAUGGUGGAUCUCCCUGGAAUCACCAGAGUUCCUGUUCAUGGUCAGCCUGAGAAUAUCUAUGACCAGAUCAAAGAUAUGAUCAUGGAAUAUAUAAAUCCUGAUCAGAGUAUCAUUCUGAAUGUAUUAUCGGCUACUGUCGAUUUUACCACUUGUGAAUCAAUUAGGAUGUCACAGAGUGUGGACAAAACUGGUGAGAGGACUCUUGCCGUGGUUACAAAAGUUGACAAGGCUCCGGAGGGACUUGUAGAGAAAGUAACAGGUGAUGAUGUCAACAUAGGGCUUGGCUAUGUCUGUGUCAGGAAUAGGAUUGGAGAGGAAACCUAUGAGGAGGCAAGGGCUUUCUCUGACCAACUAUUCCAAACUCAUCCUCUGCUUUCUAAAAUUGAUAAAUCCAUGGUUGGAGUUCAUGUUUUAGCACAGAAGUUGGUGCAAAUUCAAGCUACAAGUAUAGCCAGGAGCUUACCUGAGAUCGUGAAGAAGAUAGAUGACAAGCUGAAUAUUUGUCUUUCGGAGCUGAACAAACUGCCUAAAGGUCUUUCAUCUUUUGCUGAGGCGAUAACGGCUUUCAUGCAGAUAAUUGGAUCGUCGAAAGAAUCGCUCAGUAAAAUUCUUGUGAGAGGAGAAUUUGAUGAGUACCCAGAAGAGAAGCACAAGCAUGGGACAGCUAGACUGGUUGAGUUGCUUAAUCAGUAUUCUGAAGAACUGCACGAGUGUGAUGGAACUGAUGUGGCAAGUAAUUUCUUGAUGCAGGAGAUUAGGAUUUUAGGGGAGGCAAAACGUAUGAGUCUUCCAAAUUUUCUUCCCCGCAGUGCUUUUCUGGUUAUUUUGCAGGGAAAAGUGAAGGGAAUUUCGAGUAUUCCGAUUCGAUUUGUUGAGAAGAUAUGGGACUACAUUGAGGAUGUGAUGAUAUCUGUGUUAAUGAAACAUUCAGAAAAUUAUUCUCAGCUUCAGUUGUGUGCUAAAAGAGCUGGUCAUAAUUUGAUCGCCAAGAUGAAAGAAAGAUCAGUUAAGUGGAUGAUGGAGAUUGUAGAAAUGGAGAAGAAAACUGAUUAUACAUGUAAUCCCGAGUAUGUUACUGAAUGGCAAAAGCUUAUGAAUAAUCUGGGCGGAUUUCUCCAUGGAGUCCUGGAGGAUGAGCACAAACCUCCUAGCUUUGUUGUGGACGAUAUUGGCAUGGUUGAAGUUGAAGUUUUUAGGCAGUACCCGCGGGAUCUUUUAUCUGAAGCUUUUGACUUGAAAAUGCGGAUGAUUGCAUAUUGGAAGGUCGUUCUGAGAAGGCUGGUUGAUUCCAUGGCAUUGCAUUUGCAGCUAAGUAUUGCCAAUCUUGUGAACAAGCACAUGGAGAUGAAGAUUGUUACAGAAUUAAUGGGACCGAAUAAUGCAGGUGGAAUUGAGAAGAUGCUGGAAGAGUCUCCGUCAGUAGCAUUGAAGCGUGAGAAGCUGAAAAAGAGCAUCAACAAGCUUAAAGAAUCCAAGGAGGUUGUGGGUAAGAUUAUGGAUGGCAUUAUCACGUAUGGUGAUUAA
This is a messenger RNA of Rosa chinensis, 2091 nucleotides long. Its product is annotated as dynamin-related protein 4C. Gene Ontology annotation, cellular component: microtubule; cytoplasm; membrane. Gene Ontology annotation, molecular function: microtubule binding; GTP binding; GTPase activity. The coding region runs from base 1 to 2091 and encodes 696 amino acids. The record is from RefSeq and is a predicted model, not a curated record. The transcript has a single exon. Lineage: Eukaryota; Viridiplantae; Streptophyta; Magnoliopsida; Rosales; Rosaceae.